Molecule: messenger RNA, 409 nt
Organism: Solanum tuberosum (potato)
Lineage: Eukaryota; Viridiplantae; Streptophyta; Magnoliopsida; Solanales; Solanaceae
Product: protein yippee-like
Exons: 3
Coding region: 139-402 (87 amino acids)
Source: RefSeq, a predicted model, not a curated record
GUCCCUCACACAUUGAAACCUUUCCCUUUCUUGACGUUACUUACUAUCUUCCAACCGAAACAAAAACUAUUACCCCUUUUUGGACAACUCCUUUUCCAUUUUCGUUCUUCAAUUUUCUUGUGAUCUCAAAAAUCUUUGAUGGGGAGAUUAUUUGUGUUGACUCUUGAAGGCAAGAUCUACAGCUGUAAGCACUGUGGAACUCAUCUUGCCCUUUCUGAGAACAUUGUUUCCAAGUCUUUCCACUGCAGACAUGGGAAGGCUUAUCUCUUCAGUAAGGUGGUGAAUGUCACUUCUGGCGAGAUAGAAGAUAGAGUGAUGAUGACUGGUAUGCACACUGUGGCAGACAUUGUCUGCGUCUGUUGUGGGUCAAUUGUUGGAUGGAAAUAUGUGAGUAUGGAGUGAUAAAAUG